AAGUAUCAUGCUUUCUAAGCUUUGAUUUCCACAACAAAUGAACACCAUAAACUUAAAUGAAAAUUGCACUUCUUGAUCUCAAACCCAAAGCCAGGCUUUCAAGACCAGUUUCCUGAGGGAAAAAUGUCAAUUGUUAUGAUCCAGGCUUCAGCUGCUGUAUUCCGGCCAAGCGCGUCAAGAUCGAGGUUCCUUUCGGGGUCGUCGGGAAAGUUUAACAGAGCUUUGUCUGUUAAGCCAACAACUUCUUUAGUUCCCAGUUCUUUCAAAGUUGAGGCCAAGAAAGGAGAGUGGCUCCCAGGUUUGCCAUCCCCAGCUUACCUUGAUGGCAGUCUUCCAGGUGACAAUGGUUUUGAUCCUCUGGGACUUGCAGAGGACCCUGAAAACUUGAGGUGGUAUGUGCAAGCAGAGCUUGUGAACGGCCGAUGGGCAAUGCUUGGAGUUGCAGGUAUGCUAUUGCCUGAAGUCUUCACAAGUAAUGGAAUCAUCAACGUACCAAAAUGGUACGAUGCGGGGAAAGCCGAGUAUUUUGCAUCGUCGUCAACUCUCUUUGUGAUCGAGUUCAUUCUGUUCCAUUAUGUGGAAAUCAGAAGAUGGCAAGACAUAAAGAAUCCAGGAAGUGUAAACCAAGAUCCCAUUUUCAAGCAAUACAGCUUGCCACCAAAUGAUGUUGGAUAUCCGGGGGGAAUUUUCAACCCACUCAACUUUGAACCAACUCUUGAAGCCAAGGAAAAGGAGAUUGCUAAUGGAAGAUUGGCAAUGUUGGCAUUCUUGGGAUUCAUCAUUCAGCACAAUGUGACUGGAAAAGGUCCAUUUGACAACUUCUUGCAGCAUAUAUCAGAUCCAUGGCACAACACUGUUGUCCAAACACUAAGGGGAUAGGAUAAUAAAAUCUGGGCAAGAAUAUGUAAACUAUGUGAUUGUAGACAUGGGAAUAUCAGUGUACAGGAUUGUUAUUGUACCGACUUCUUUAAAUUUCUCGAAACUCGAUAUAAAAAAUAAGAAAUUCGCUUC
Messenger RNA from Cucurbita maxima (winter squash), 1011 nucleotides. Its product is annotated as chlorophyll a-b binding protein P4, chloroplastic-like. The coding region runs from base 124 to 879 and encodes 251 amino acids. NCBI's taxonomy places the organism in Eukaryota, Viridiplantae, Streptophyta, Magnoliopsida, Cucurbitales, Cucurbitaceae. The record is from RefSeq and is a predicted model, not a curated record. The transcript has 3 exons. Gene Ontology annotation, biological process: response to light stimulus; photosynthesis, light harvesting in photosystem I. Gene Ontology annotation, cellular component: membrane.